AUGUUCCUGGAGUCGACAAUCCCGCUGACGACAUCCCGAGGAUUGAGUCCUACCGACAUCCUCAACAGUACACGAUGGUGGACUGGGACACCGUGGCUAUCAAGGUCUCCGGAUUUUUGGCCAAAUCCAACGUUGCCCGCAGCAGAAACUCCUGAAGUGUCCGCCGAAGGACGCAAGAUACCACUAGUUGCCAUGACCACGACACAACUGAGUUUCUGCACCGAUUUAUUCGCUCGCUACUCCAACUUCUCCAAGCUGCGCCGAGUGACAGCGUUCAUUCAGCGUUAUCUGCACCUGCUUCGUGAACGAGUAUCGCAACGUCGUUCGGAAAAGGAGAAGUACAAGCCACUCGUCAUCCCGAGCAUUAACCCGCACCCAGUCCACCCGCUUACCGCACAAGAACUCCAACACGCCGAACUUACGCUCUGUCAUCUCGCGCAGGGUGAACUUUUCGCUGAGGAGAUUUCCGAUCUCGCUGGUGGCGAACGUGUAGCAAGAUCUUCCACGCUGAAGUGGUUGAACCCGUUCGUCGAUCCCGAAGGCACCGUACGUGUCGGUGGCCGGCUUCGCAAUGCCGCGCUGACCGAUGCAAAGAAACACCCGAUCGUCCUCUCUGCCAAGCAUCCGCUCGCUGUUCUGUUGGCUAGUUUUUAUCAUUUGAAGCUACUGCACGCAGGCCCUCAACUCCUGCUAGCCACUCUCCGCCAGAAGUUUUGGAUUCUGGGCGGCAGAAAUCUUGUGAAAUCCGUCUUUCACCGUUGCCACACUUGCUUCCGUAGCAAGCCCACACUAGUCCAGCAGAGCACAGCAGAUCUUCCGGCAUCGAGAGUAUCUCCAACCCGACCGUUUUCCGUCUGUGGAGUCGACUAUUGCGGACCGUUCUAUUUGAAGUCCGCCGUCCGCAACCGUGGCCCAACCAAGGUGUACGUGGCCAUAUUCGUCUGCUUCUCUACGAAGGCAGUUCACAUCGAGCUAGUGAGCGACCUGUCUACUCCAGCGUUCCUAGCUGCACUCCGUCGUCUGGUCGCCCGCAGAGGAAAGGUGGUAGAGUUGCACUCUGACAACGCUACCGCUUUCAAAGGUGCAUCGAAUGCACUGAACCGCAUCUACCGCAUGCUGAAUGUCGAUGAGUUUGAUCGGAAUCAGAUCUUCGACUGGUGCUCCGACAACGAAAUUCGCUGGAAGUUCAUCCCACCUCGGGCACCACACUUUGGCGGUCUUUGGGAGGCCGCAGUGAAAUCAGCGAAAACACACCUGCUGAAGGCAAUCGGCAACGUAAACGUUGCGUACGAGGACAUGAUCACACUGCUGGCGCAGAUAGAGAUGUGCCUCAAUUCUCGUCCGCUGACUCCAAUGCCGGACGAUCCGUCCGAUCUCGAGGUCGUUACGCCAGGACAUUUUCUCGUCGGGAGUAAUCUCCAAGCUGUUCCCGAAGUUGAUCUGAAGGAGACUCCUGACAACCGCUUGGACCACUGGGAAUUAACUCAGAAACGGUUCCAAACCAUCUGGUCUCGCUGGUACCCGGAAUACCUGCAACAGCUGCAGUCCCGUGCAACGAAGGGUUGCAACCCGCCUGUCUCCGUCGACGUUGGCAGAAUCGUCAUCGUGAAGGAAGACAACAUCCCGCCAACCAAUUGGCCUCUCGGCCAAAUCAUCAAAUGUCAUCCCGGAGCCGAUGGCAUCGUUCGUGUGGUCACGCUACGAACCGCUGCAGCCAAGGAGGUUGUGCGUCCCGUGGCCAGAAUCGCUCUACUACCGACACCACCGGAAACUCAACGAGCCGACUGA
This is a messenger RNA of Topomyia yanbarensis, 1788 nucleotides long. RefSeq lists its product as uncharacterized. Gene Ontology annotation, molecular function: nucleic acid binding. The coding region runs from base 1 to 1788 and encodes 595 amino acids. The record is from RefSeq and is a predicted model, not a curated record. Gene Ontology annotation, biological process: DNA integration. Lineage: Eukaryota; Metazoa; Arthropoda; Insecta; Diptera; Culicidae. The transcript has a single exon.